AUGGAUCCUGUGGAGAAACGAAAUUUAGUUAAGAAAAGAGCAGUUGUCAAGUCACGAGUAACUGGACUCUCCACAUUUAUAAGUAGCUUUCAAGAAGGAUCCAAUCUCAACGACAUCAGAGUAAGGCAGUCUCAGCUAAAUACAAGCAAGGAUGAAUACAACGACAUCCAAACUCAGUUGGAGAUUAACGAUGUAGAAGACUCUCAUCAUGAAGACAGGGAGUCGUUUGAAGACUUGUGCUUAGAUAUGGAAUCAAGGAUAGCGACACUGCUCCAAUCAAAUGCUGUGUUACAAACUAACUUUCUGAUAUCAUGCACUGCACGUGAAAUAAAGCUCCCAGCAAUUUCAUUACCAGAAUCCUAUGAGGAUGGUGGCGAGGAUGACGAGGACGUUGGUGGAGAAAACGACAAGUCGGGGGAUGAAACAGUUCUAUUGCUGGAUCAAACCCUGGAAAUAUCAGGUGCAAGACAGAGAAAGAAGGUGGAAAGAUUCACAGAAUUCAGUGAGCUUAAAGAAACGGAGGCAACUGAAAUACCAAAAGGCAAAGAACCUCCCCUGGGUCAAAUACCAAGAACUGACGUUUUGAACAAAUUCAAGGCUGAUGCUCUAAAGCAGCUUCACGGAGUUCUGUUCAAUAGAGUUGGGAAGGUCACUCCUGUGAGAAACAACAUACGUAAAUUCUGUUGGUUUGACAGUGACAAAUGGUCAGACCAGUAUGAAAAGAAGAAACACAUUCUGAGAAACAUGGAAGUGAGUGUCUUGAAAACAAUUUGUUGUAUUUUAGACGUUGAGGAAAAUGGAAAAUAUGAUGAACUUGUACAGAGCAUUUUAACAUUUUUGUUAGAGCCCAAAAGCUCUGGAGCGCCUAUUCCUGACAGCAGACCAAAGCGAUCUACAGCCCAAAAGGCCAACAGCAAGAGAUAUGCAGACUCGGAAAACGAAACAGAGAAGCGAGCACCACGUUUAAAGAGGGCUAAAGCGCAUAGAAAGAGCUUAAGGGAAGAUUUAUUGGAUGGUGGAGACAAUAUGGAUUAA
This is a messenger RNA of Schistocerca americana (American grasshopper), 1035 nucleotides long. Its product is annotated as protein DEK-like. Gene Ontology annotation, molecular function: histone binding; DNA binding. Gene Ontology annotation, biological process: regulation of double-strand break repair; chromatin organization. The record is from RefSeq and is a predicted model, not a curated record. Lineage: Eukaryota; Metazoa; Arthropoda; Insecta; Orthoptera; Acrididae. Gene Ontology annotation, cellular component: nucleus.